AUGAAGCUACUUCACUUUCGUUUAUUUAAUCAACAGGUUUUUGGACGUUCCCCAAGUAGCCCUGCCUCUAAAGAGAUAAUCCUUCAUCGUUUUGGACAUGUCACAAACUCCACGAAAAGAAUAAAUCAAAGUUUGAUCGUUACUGAGGCCAAGGCCUUUGCCCUAUUUCUCCGUUGGACGGCUGAAUUGGUCAUCUAUGCUAAACCGAAUCCGGGACAAUUCUACUCUACUUCUGUAUCAGCGCUGAUCGACAAAUUAUUUAAAGUAUUACUUGAGUCACUUGGAGCCGACGGUAGCGUUGGACGAUUGAGUCGGGCCUACUGUUCUGAGAUAAAUGUGAUCAAAACUGGCCUAGUUCCGAGCAUUGUGCGACUCUGCGCCUGGCUAUCUCACAUAUACACUCAGAACGAUACUCUGGAAACGCCUUUUGAUAUACCGACCACUCACCAGUUUCAUCUGCCUCCGACUGAAGACGAACAUGCAAACGCACAACCUUACUACGACCUUGAGCUUGCUGGGCAGGGGUUGCUGGAAUAUUUCACUUUAAUACUGGAAACAUUAGGCUUGCAUUCAAUGCAAGCCAGCGAUUUGAAUGCCUUAUUAUCACUGUUUCGCUAUGAACCGGUACGACAUCAAAGCAGUAAUAUUCUCAAGACGUGUGGACCGGAACAGCUGACACCGGGACAAUGGCAUGCUUUGGCGAUUUCCUUCUCCACGUCACGUCGCCUUAUCGUGACCCGCCCGCGUCUGACCGUGUAUGUUGAUGCUUUGAAAGUACAGUCUUGUGAACUGCGCUUGCCACAAGUCGAUGGGGAUGCAUAUAUCAUGCACAUUGGUGGCUGUCCGACAUGGGUUGAACAAAUAUGCUAUAUGAAAUUGCUUAUGUCACUGCAACCCAAAACCCAAAAGAAAUAUACUCCCGUUGUCGCCCCUUGGAGUUUAAGCCAGAAGAUCGGGCAGAAGCCGUCUUACAGCGACAUGAAUGGCUCAAACGUGGGCAACGUAGCUCCAGUAACCAGUCGAGAUAUUGGCGUUGUUCGGAAGUGUCAACUCGGGGAAGAAAAAUACAACUGGGGUACUUUGGCAUCAUUUCGAGGACCGUGUGAUUUGACAUACAUGCUCGACAAUGAAAGCUAUUGCAGUACCGGCAAAUUGGCAUUCUACUACCAUGCGAAGGCAUUCAAUCCGAUUCAUUCUGUGUGUUCGGAUUUGAUGGCCGAGACAAUUGGUGCACCCAUUCUGUUGGCGACACUCAAGAGGUCCUGUGAAGCUGUUGCAUAUUCUGGAGAAAAUAAACUUUGCCAUGAACGGGAGAUUCAGUCCGAUGAAUGGGUAAAACAUUAUGCUCAAAAGGUCGAAUUCUAUUCCGGAUUACCUGCAAGUGUGACAGGAGCACGUUGUUUCCGGACUGUUAAAUUUAUUGAUUCCAUAAAUCAGAUCGGCGGCCUAGCUGCACUUUUUCCGAUUCUUCGUCUUAUUCAAGAAUUCCCACGAGGUACGAGCAGACUUGACGAUAUUGAAAGUUCAAACGAGACAAACGCCGAUUCAGGAAUGACCGAUGUUGGGAAACCGGAAGAAUCGCAAGAUUUGUACAGACCCACUCUAGGCCGGUCCGAAUUGUUACAACAGGAGGUAGCUGGACGCAAGCUACAGAAAUUGAUUCACUUGGUUCACCCACUAAGACUGGAUGCCGCUGUUGUGGCUGCCUGUCAAGAACUGGUAGAGCUCACUUCACAACAUAGGCAACGAUCACCGUCGACCAUGGAAUCCACCUUCGAAAUGUUGAUGGGCUCAGGACCAGAUACUCCAGUUGAGACCAUGGUUACGUAUCGAACAUUUUUCCUCAAGCACAUUUUCCUUAACUGGGAUCUUUGGUCCAGGGCAAAUGCUAUAGCCCAACUGGAACAUGUUCAACGUGUGAUUUGUUUGGCUCAGUACAAGCCUCGGACUUUUCGGAUUGUGAUGAACAUUCGCACAUUACUCGAAGUGCUGGAGACUUACUAUGGGUGA
Echinostoma caproni is the source of this 2010-nucleotide messenger RNA. Lineage: Eukaryota; Metazoa; Platyhelminthes; Trematoda; Plagiorchiida; Echinostomatidae. The record is from the annotation of a GenBank genome assembly.